Messenger RNA from Sorghum bicolor (sorghum), 2049 nucleotides. RefSeq names its product eukaryotic peptide chain release factor subunit 1-2. Gene Ontology annotation, cellular component: cytosol; translation release factor complex. The transcript is spliced from 3 exons. Gene Ontology annotation, molecular function: sequence-specific mRNA binding; translation release factor activity, codon specific. The coding region runs from base 196 to 1512 and encodes 438 amino acids. Gene Ontology annotation, biological process: cytoplasmic translational termination. Lineage: Eukaryota; Viridiplantae; Streptophyta; Magnoliopsida; Poales; Poaceae. The record is from RefSeq and is a predicted model, not a curated record.
AUAUAAGCCGUCUCCGCCACCCACAGAGCCACGCGUCGGACGGAACGCACAGGGAUAGAGGAGGCCAGGCGAGGCGAUCUCUGCGGGUUUGCUCGCUCCAUCGGUAGCCCUAGGCCGCCGCCGGGCGCCCGCGCGGUGCUCACGCGCCCCACCCCGCUCCGCUCAGGUGAAGGCUGGUCCUUUAAGCACUUAAAGAUGGGCGAGGUACACGAAGCUGACAAGAAUAUUGAGAUCUGGAGGGUCAAGAAGUUAAUCAAGGCGCUUGAUGCUGCAAGGGGCAAUGGCACUAGCAUGAUUUCUCUCAUCAUGCCACCUCGUGAUCAGAUUUCACGCGUCACUAAGAUGCUGGGUGAUGAGUAUGGAACUGCCUCAAACAUCAAGAGCAGAGUCAACAGACAGUCUGUGUUGGCUGCCAUAACCUCGGCUCAACAGAGGUUGAAGCUUUACAGUCGAGUUCCCCCCAAUGGCUUGGUGCUCUAUACUGGUACCAUUGUCACCGAUGAUGGCAAAGAGAAGAAGGUUACCUUUGACUUUGAGCCAUUUAGACCCAUUAAUGCUUCCCUGUAUCUCUGUGACAACAAGUUUCACACUGAGGCACUGAAUGAGCUUCUGGCAUCUGAUGACAAAUUUGGUUUCAUAAUCAUGGAUGGCAAUGGAACACUGUAUGGCACGCUGAGCGGAAACAGCAGGGAGGUUCUGUACAAGUUCAGUGUUGAUCUCCCAAAGAAGCAUGGGCGAGGAGGGCAAUCUGCAGUCCGCUUUGCCCGCUUGCGCAUGGAGAGGCGACACAAUUACCUGCGCAAGGUUGCUGAGCUUGCGACACAAUACUUCAUCAAUCCUGCCACCAACCAGCCAAACAUCGUUGGGCUUAUUCUUGCCGGUUCUGCUGACUUCAAGAAUGAACUUGGUAAAUCUGAGAUGUUUGAUCCGCGUCUUCAGGCCAAAGUAGUCAAGAUGAUUGACGUGUCUUAUGGUGGGGACAGCGGCUUCAACCAAGCCAUCGAGAUGUCCGCUGAGGUUCUUUCUGAUGUUAAGUUUGUCCAAGAAAAGAAGCUUAUCGGGAAGUACUUUGAGGAGAUAAGCCAAGACACAGGGAAGUAUGUCCUUGGCGUCGAGGACACCAUGACAGCCCUGGAAAUGGGCGCUGUAGAAAUCCUGAUUGUGUGGGAAAACCUUGAUGUCAGGCGUUAUGAGCUCAAGAACAGUGUCACAGGAGAAACAGUUGUGAAGUACCUGAACCCCACUCAGGAGGCUGAUCAGAGCAACUUUACUGACGCGGCGACAUCCGGAGAUCUGGAGGUCAUUGACAACACACAGCUGCUGGAGUGGUUUGCUGAGAACUACCACCAGUUUGGCUGCUCGCUUGAGUUUGUCACCAACAAGUCCCAGGAAGGUUCUCAGUUCUGCCGGGGAUUUGGCGGGAUCGGUGGGAUCCUCCGCUACCCAGCCGAUGUCAGUGCCUACCAGGAUGGUGACUUGUCUGAUGGGGAGUAUGAUGAAGACUUCGAAUAGCAAUCAGCCGAAACUCAAAUGAAUCCGGUCCGGGAGGAGCCUGUGCUGGCCCGGGCCGCGCCGGGACAGAACCCUGAAACUUCCAAACGAUCGGUGCAAGGAAACCAUGGUGGGGGAUCUGCAGGGAAGGAGGUUUGAGCAACAUGGAAUAUAUAUAUGAUGAAGCUUGUGUGAAGUGUGGUGACGUUGGUUCUUUGGAGACGGUGUCUUGCUCUGUUGGUCCGAGCUUGCAGUCUGGUGAUGCUACAAGGAAUCAACCAUGGAGGGUGCCUUCUGUUGGUCAGGAGAGCUUAAGUAAUAUAAUCAACUAGCAUCCUAUUAAUAUUGAGUCGGUGCCAGAGUAGUGUGGUGAAUAAAGUGCCUGUGAGACAGGCGGUCGUGUUGGCCUAGUCGUUAAGGUUGGUUUGAGCGGCUGCGUUGCCGAUGCAGCUGUCUUUUUUUAUUUGUUGAUGAAUUUCUUGAACUGAGGUCGUGGUGUGCUUGCACUCUAUAGUCCUGGUGUUCUACAUUCCCAGUCUGCGUUGCAUGUUCGCUUUA